UUCACCGCUCUUCUGCUCGACCAUGCCUGCAGCUGCUGCUGCUGCUGCUGCUGCUGCUCAUGUCGGCUAAAGUCUUCUGUCUGCGUGGAAAUCUCACCACAGGCGACCGCAAUCUUCAGUGUGUGAACGAUUAUCUGUUCACCAUCAACUGCACGGUGAGCAUCACACCAUCAGAGAACAGCAGCAGCAGCAGCAGCAGCAGCAGCAGCAGCAGCAGCAGCAGCAGCAGCAGCAGCAGCAGCAGCAGCAGCAGCAGCAGCAGCAGCAGCAGCAGCGUGUACUGGCUGACUAUCACAGAAACACAUGAGAAUGACAUGUUUGUGUGUCCGCUGUUAAACACGGACGGCAGACAUUUCUGCUCUGUGGAAACCUCAGAUGAUGAGGAUUCUUCAGUGAUCUUCAGUGACACGGACGUUUAUAGAAUCUCACUCUAUCACAACCAAACUGACGGGGAUUUGACCUGUGAGGUGCUGGAUGGAGCAUACAGGCCGUUCACACACAUCAAACCGAAUGCACCGUGCUGCCUCAGCGUCAGCCACAACGCGAGCCAGCGUCACUUCACCUGGAGAAGCACGUACGAGGAGUACGAGUACGACACCGCGCUGGUCGACAGUUUCAAGUAUCAGCUUCAUUUCUUUACAACGCGAGAUCACAGCAGCAACAGCAGGAUGAUUUCACACACCAUUGAAACAGAAAGGACAAACUAUCGGGUGGAUGAUGGGGAGUUCACGCCGGACACCGAGUACACUGCCAGAGUACGAUCCAGUCCAAACAUGGCUUUCUUUAAAGGACAGUGGAGCGACUGGUCCUCCAGAGUUCACUUUAAGACAGAGUCAACCGUCACAGAUCUCUCCUCGAACAUAUCUGAACUGAAGGUGUUCGUCCCCCUGUGUGUGUUGGCGAUCGUCAUCUUACUCCUGUGCUAUGUUCCUGUUAAAAAGUGGAAGCAAAGUGCCUCUAUCCCAACACCAGCUCCCUAUUUCCACACCCUGUACAGUGACUGCCAGGGGGAUUUUAAGCGCUGGGUUAGAACGCAUGAACGCGCAGUGGAUAUGCAGAAGGCGGAGGCCUCGCUCCGAAUCGACGGCCUGAUCAAGUGCACUGACAUCCCAGAGGAAGACCGUCAGCCCCACUUUCACCUCCCGCUGGCGGACGGCAGAGCAUACAACAAUAUAAGUGACCCGGUCAGUGAUGAGUCACUCCUGGACCUCCUGUACGCUGUGGCCACCAUGAAUCCACCAUCAGCUCCAGAAGGUCUGACCCUCAGUUCAGACCCAGGAAGCAGUGAUGAAAGAGACUCAGGGUGUGUGCUCUACAGUGACAUGUCCCUGGGGAAGGGCUCCCCCUGGUACUGCAACGAGUACUGCACUCCAAGUGACUUCACGCAGCUUGGCGAGCUCACAGCCGAGCACCAAAGGGCCCUGCAAACAAACUCUUACCUACAGAAGAUGACCAGAGUGGACGCCGUCGAGGAAGCAGUGGUGUGUACGUCAACUGAUGAGGGAGGAAACAUGUACGCAGUUUAAAAAGAACUCAUUUUACAAAAACAAAAACAAAAGCCUGACCACGGCUCUCUUAAAAAUGGUAUUGUUGAGAGCUUUCUUGCUACUCAUAUUUCAUGUCGAGAAAUAUCUGCCUAUUACGUCAGGUUUGUUCAAGACACGCUUGAGCGUUACAUUCACAUGUUGUGUAUGAGUUAAACUCAGCGACAACUUUCAGUCACAUCAUUCCAGAAAACAACAACGCUGGUAGUACUGAGACUUUAGCACAGUACUGUAUGUAAAAAGAUGUACAACAGCCACCUGUGCCAUUUCUAUUUCUAAUGAUUCAGUUACACUAAAAACAACAACAAAGCUUAACAAGUCACCAGUUUGUGUGUGUGUGUCGCAUGUAAAAACAAAGGCAGUGCUACGAUGACUCCGCCCACUUUUAGGAGGUACUAACUUCUGGUCGGGACAUUUUUGAGAGUGGUACGUAGGCUUUUCGAGCUGGAACAGCAUAUCCAGUCCUGUGUGAUGACGUGCCACACAAAAGAAGAUCCGUUUUGUGAAUAUACUUGCUGCACCCUUGUUACCAAUGAAACCAGUAUUUGUAAUUUAGCAUGUUUCAUUAAUCUCUGAUGACAUAUCUAUCGCGGUGGUCAUUUGUGUGUUAAUAGAGGUUGGGACAUCAUGUCAGGACCGACAGGAGACAGCGCUUCUCAUCCCAUAGCGUACAGCAUGCAGACAGCACAGGCCAUCUUUGUGGAGAUGAUGUGUGAAUUCUUUUAUUUUUGUAAAUCAUGUGGAAUAUAGCCAUUGUAAUAGUUAGAGGGCAUUAAAAAUAAGAUGUGUUUCAUGUGGCUGCUCCUUCUGUGUUGUUUUCAUCUUGUUUAUGUCUGAAUAAGACAAUACAUUCUUAAAUUCUGUGCACUAUAGGCUGUGGCAUUCAUACACACACACCGACUGGUCAUUUUAUUAGGUACAUCUAUUCAAACGGCUUUGAAUGUGACACAUAAGACGGGGAAUUGUUUAGAAAGAGAAAAUAAUCAGUGAGUGACAGU
This is a messenger RNA of Solea solea (common sole), 2542 nucleotides long. Its product is annotated as interleukin-21 receptor. The record is from RefSeq and is a predicted model, not a curated record. Bases 60 to 1526 code for a protein of 488 amino acids. NCBI's taxonomy places the organism in Eukaryota, Metazoa, Chordata, Actinopteri, Pleuronectiformes, Soleidae. Gene Ontology annotation, molecular function: protein binding; cytokine receptor activity. The transcript is spliced from 8 exons. Gene Ontology annotation, biological process: cytokine-mediated signaling pathway; immunoglobulin mediated immune response. Gene Ontology annotation, cellular component: external side of plasma membrane; membrane.